Molecule: messenger RNA, 723 nt
Organism: Lathyrus oleraceus (garden pea)
Lineage: Eukaryota; Viridiplantae; Streptophyta; Magnoliopsida; Fabales; Fabaceae
Exons: 3
Coding region: 61-579 (172 amino acids)
Source: RefSeq, a predicted model, not a curated record
UACUAGUAUAAAGAAUAUAGAAAAGCUAAAUAGGAUAAAUAAAAGAAAGUGAAUAUCUGAAUGAAUGAAGGAGAGCAGAGAAAGAUAAUGUUAAUUUGUGGGCCGAGUUUAUUGCCUUGCCUACGCGUUGGGGGUUUUGAAAAUUGCAAAGCGAAGAAGAAGAAGAAGAACAAGUGGAGUAUGAGUUGCAAAUCCCAGAGCGAUUGUGUGAGUAGAAAAUGGCGCAAUUACAGUGUGAGACUUGUUACCUUCCUGGCAGCUGCUACGGUAAUAGGUUCAAUUGCAACAGGCGAUGCAAUUUACGAACAGGAAGAGACUCUGUCAAACAUACCUCAAACUCUAUCGGGUGAAGGUAAGAAAGCUAAAAUACAGAAACCCAAGUCGAGGAAAGCGGAAUCCUGCACGGUUAAGUGUGUUACCACUUGCAUCAGAGGCGGCGAAGGCUCUCCUGGUGAAGGCCCUCUUAACGUCACAAGACCACUCGUUGUUUUCAAGCAAGGCUUUCGGACUCGUCACUACUGUUUGGUGGAGUGUUCGGAUAUUUGUAAUUUGAUGACCAACGCUGACGACAUGCCUUGAAUUUAUAUUUAUAUCCAUUACCGAUACUAAUAAACGUUAUAUAAUGUAACUAAGCUUCGCUUAUUUUACUUUUUUUAAAUAUUUUUUACAUUUCUUUUCUAUCAUUUUAUACAUUUUUCUUAUAAUAUUACAUAUUUAACUACA